Molecule: messenger RNA, 510 nt
Organism: Cooperia oncophora
Lineage: Eukaryota; Metazoa; Nematoda; Chromadorea; Rhabditida; Trichostrongylidae
Source: the annotation of a GenBank genome assembly
AUGGCCCACGAUGAACUUUUCGAGGAUCCUUUUUCCGUAACCAGUUUGUUCUGUUCAUGUGUGUCAUCCAUUGUCGUCAUUGACAGGUUGAUUAUCCGGGAUCAGGCCGGCCGACCGUUGCCAAACAUCCAUUUCGCUCAUCUGACUCAACACUAUGCGCUCAGUUCUGCUCAUACUGCUUUUGAUCUCAGUGAUUACGAAGGUGUUGUGAAGACACUACAGGAUGCCGGCCAAACCAGUGUCAACUGGGUUGAGAAUGCAGCCCAAGACACUGGCAAAUUCUUGAAGCGCGCAGGGCAGGAAGUGAGUGAACAAGCGAAGGAAGCAUGGAAUACGGCUGGUCAAAAAGCUGAUGAGUUAGGCAAUAAGACGAAAGCAGCAGCCUCAAAUGUUGCUGAUCGCAGUGAAACUGCUGCAAAGGACGUUAAAAACUGGGCAGCAGGAGCAGUUGAUACGAUAAAACAGGGCGGAGAAGAUGCAGGUGGGCGGGGCUCUACCAACCUUCCUUAA